AUGGGUUCUUAUGGAGGAAUGCCUAAUAUCAAAAAUUUUGAAGCUAUAGUGUAUUGUAGUGACCUUGACGAAAAAGUUGAUGAACAAUUAUUAUAUGAGUUAAUGAUUCAAGCAGGGCCUGUUGUUAAUAUCUCUAUUCCAAGAGAUCGAAUCUCAAAUCAACAUAAAGGAGUUGCUUAUGUUGAAUUUCAACAUGACUACGACGCAGAUUAUGCUGUAAAAGUAUUUGGAGAUAAUAUUAAGUUAUAUGGCAAACAAGUAAAAUUUAGUAGAAAUAUUCAAUUAAAGAAAUCUGUAGACAUUGGGGCAAAUUUAUUUGUCAGUGGUAUUGAUGAUAGUGUAAGUGAAAUUGCAUUGAGUGAUGCAUUUAGAAACUUUGGUAAUAUUAUUUCUUCAGUGAAAAUUGAAAAAAAUGAAAAAACAGGAAAAAACUUUGCAUUUAUAAGUUAUGAUAAUUUUGAUGCGUCUGAUAAAGCCAUUGCAAAUAUGAAUGGGCAAAUGAUGGGUGGUAAACAAAUUAGUGUUGAAUAUGCCUUUAAAAAUAAAAAAGGAGAAAGGUAUGGAGAUGCUUCUGAAAGGUUAUUAGCUCGUGGAAAGUAG
Messenger RNA from Entamoeba histolytica HM-1:IMSS, 600 nucleotides. RefSeq names its product splicing factor 3B subunit 4, putative. Gene Ontology annotation, cellular component: U12-type spliceosomal complex; nucleolus. NCBI's taxonomy places the organism in Eukaryota, Evosea, Mastigamoebida, Endamoebidae. The transcript has a single exon. The record is from RefSeq and is a predicted model, not a curated record. Gene Ontology annotation, molecular function: RNA binding. Gene Ontology annotation, biological process: positive regulation of mRNA splicing, via spliceosome. Bases 1 to 600 code for a protein of 199 amino acids.